AUGGUGCUCUGGGGCUUCAGAUGGCUCAGACUCUUUCUCAAUCCUUUCUCCAAAGAUAGUUUUGAGCAUAUCAGUGAAUCCGAUAGACGACUUUACAUCCUCGAACGACUCGAGGGCGCAGAAUUCUCAGAAUGGUCAUGGGUAGUAAUCGUUGCCGGGGUCGGCUUCUUCACCGAUGCCUAUGCCAUCUUUGCCAUCAAUAUGGUUGUUCCAAUGCUCGGGAUAAUAUACUAUGCCGACAAUAACGGUGUCAUGCCCCAUAACUACGACAUUGCCUUGAGCGUGGUUACUCUUGGAGGAUCGAUCAUUGGACAAAUUGGGUUCGGUUUUGCUGCUGAUAUAUGGGGCAGACGAAAGAUGUAUGGGACGGAAUUGGUCAUCACUAUUGCUGCGACUCUUGGGAUUGUCAUGUCGUCGAACGGAACCGAGGGAUCUAUGUCAGUGAUUGCAUGGUUGUUGGUAUGGCGAUUUGUGCUUGGGAUAGGCAUUGGUGCUGAGCAAAACGAACAAUCGUCUAAUAUCGGUUCUAGGUUUGCGCCCACACGACUAAGAGGCAGGAUGUUAACAGCUGUAUUCAUGUGUCAACCUCUUGGCCAGCUCGCGGCCACACUCGUGACGUUGAUUGCCACAGCCAGACAACGAAAUAGCAUUCCUGCAGAUGCAACCUCCCAAUCUUGUGAUGCUCAAUGCAGAAUGACCUUGGAUUCAAUUUGGCGCUGGAUCAUUGGUGUUGGAGUUAUCCCCGCAGUUGUUGCUCUGUGGUUUCGACUCACCAUCAUUGAAUCACCAAGAUACACCGCAGAUGUCGGACGCGACACCCGCAAAGCAGCUUCAGAAUUAGAUCGAUACCUGCUUAUGCAAACAGCAGCUCUAUCGGCCAUAUCCAUCUCAAUCCACUCGUGGGUAGCUAGCGAGGACGGACAUAUCUCUCGAACUUCAUCGCCACUUCCAUACCAACCAAAGACCACUCAAGAUCCCGAAGAACACUUCCUCGAAGUCCUAGAACCUGAAGACGCAGAAAUUCCCACGCCCCCAGCCCCAUCCUGGAAAGACUUCAAACAAUACUUCUGGCACGAUGGCAACCUUCGAACUCUGAUCGCAACCUCCUUCUGCUGGUUCUGUGUCGAUCUGCCGUUCUACGGCCUCGGAAUGAAUUCUCCAAAGAUUAUCACCACGAUCUGGUAUGGUAAAAACCCGCCCCCGAUACAAAUAUACUCCAUUAUCACGCACAACGUCUGGCAAAGUCUGAUUAUCGUGUCACUUGGCGCAAUAACCGGGUGCGCCAUCACGCUGGUAGCAAUCGACAAGCUGGGCCGGCGAAAUAUCCAAAUCAACGGCUUCUUUUGGCUCUUCAUUCUCUUCGUCGUGAUCGGCGGAUCCUUCAACCAUCUGUAUGAAAUAGGGGGGUCAUCUGCCAUCAUUGUACUGUACAUUUUGUGUCAAAUAUUCUUCAAUUUUGGUCCAAACACCACUACAUACAUUAUGCCAGCAGAACUCUUCCCCACACGGUACCGCAGCCUGUGCCACGGCAUCUCCGCCGCCUUCGGGAAACUAGGUUCUGUGAUUGCCCAGCUAUUCCUAGCCUACAUAAACUACGGCCACGGGAUCGACUACCAGAAGAUCAACAAAUGGCUUCCUUACUCACUCCUCAUUUUCUCAAUAUUCAUGCUCCUCGGCCUCCUAACCACAAUCCGCAUGCUGCCCGGCGAUGAAACAAACCCCGACACCACCAUCAAAACACUCGAGCAAUGGGCCCUCGGCCGCCCGGUUCCCAACGCCUUCGCCACCCACCCACUCUCUCUCUUCACCGCCCGCACCUGGCAUCUCGUCGUCCACGUGGCCGACCGAAUAUACAUGCUUGCAGAUGGGCUGCUGGGAGGAGAAGAGAAGGAGAGGCGGGAGGGGCUGAAGAAGCAGAAACACGAGACGGAGAUGGAGAUGCGGCAUAUUGAGGAGUUGAGUCGCGGACCAGGGAGUUUUAGGGAUAUGGAUGGCGAAGGGGGGGGAAGGGGACCGAGUCCGUUUGUUAGUGGACACGUUGAUGGGAAUUCGCCGGGGCAUUUGAGUCCUGAUGUUGGGAGGUGA
Messenger RNA from Hyaloscypha bicolor E, 2085 nucleotides. RefSeq names its product MFS general substrate transporter. The coding region runs from base 1 to 2085 and encodes 694 amino acids. Gene Ontology annotation, biological process: transmembrane transport. Gene Ontology annotation, molecular function: transmembrane transporter activity. NCBI's taxonomy places the organism in Eukaryota, Fungi, Ascomycota, Leotiomycetes, Helotiales, Hyaloscyphaceae. The transcript has 7 exons. The record is from RefSeq and is a predicted model, not a curated record. Gene Ontology annotation, cellular component: membrane.